CAUCUCACAAGUAGAGGGAGUCGAACCGGUCCAACCGAACCAAACUGGAUAGAUUGUUAUUUUCUUGAUAUUGAAUUUGUUAACCUCUAACAAAAACUUCCAAAAUAUUGGAAUCAUUUAAUCGCGGGAAAAAGAUUUGGGAAUAUUAUUCAUACGACACCUUAAUGGCAAGCUUCUGAUUACGCCUCACAGUACGAAACUACGAUCGUAGUUCUGGCUUAAUACAAGGCAUAUGUCAGUAGGUGGCAGAUGAUCGCAGAAGAAUAUUUAGUAAAAUGUUGACUGAUUCAUGACGUGAUCAGUGCUGCCUGGUUAGUUGGGCAAUCGGGAAGGUUGCUCAAGAAGGGUAAACAAAAUUUUGCAAAAAGAAGAAUAAAAAAUGCCAGGGUGCGCUGCGAUCGGGUGCAACAAUCGCAGCGAAAAGGGUUACAAUAUGAAAUGUUUCCCUCGUGACCCACAGCUGAGAAAAGAGUGGCAGGAAAGAGUGGGCAGAGCGAACUGGGCACCGUCGAAAAAUUCUUUCCUCUGUCACGCUCACUUUGAAGCUGACCAGUGGGUGCAGACAAAGAAAGGAAAGCUUAGACUUAAGAGAGACGCUAUCCCAUCUAUAUUCACAGAAACGUCAACGAGGAAGUCUCCUAACAAGAGACGUUUACAAAACGAGCAGCAAGACAUUGAUGAUUGGUCACUCAGUAAUUUGAAGAAAAUGCGAACACUAGAUGACUAUAAUUACACUUUGGAAUUCCUCGACGAUGAUGAAUACGAGUUGACAUGCGAUAUGAAAAGAAAUAAGACGAGGAUAAUUGCGCAGGGUGAUGGCACGAUGUGCAAAUCCGUAGCACUGGGUAGUGAGAUUGAGCAAGAUAUCACAGCUGGUGAAGAAAAUAAUCAUGAUCUUGCAUAUCGUAUUGUUACGGAAAAGGACAUCCCGGGAUUAAAAAAACAGAACGUGAUAAUAGUAUCUGAUGAGAACAACAGGGAGAUAGGCAAGCUUGUUAACAACAACGAGAAUGUCAUAAUCGUCGCUGAUGAAAAUAACAAAGAAAUUGGUCAUAUUGUAGUUGAUAACACCUUGUUUAUCCAAGAGAACCUGGACGUUGGAAAACAGUCACAAAUAAGCACCGACAAUAAGCAGCAGAUUCAGAACAGCUAUGACGAUAUUGAAGAAAGAUUGAAACAAAUUUGCAAUGGCGAAGAGGCAACUGAUGACCCAAAAGCACCGAAAGAUCAGCGAGUUGCUAGUAUCUCAGUUCGUAAAGACAUUGUUUGCACAAACAAUUCGACAGUCUCGAGAAGCAAGGGUGCUUUAUCAGAUAAGAUUAUGAAGUACACGGAUAAAGAAAUCCCAAGAAACUUACAGUUAAUAUUCGGUACAGAAAGUGGAGAUGAAAAUAAAAACACAAGCAGUAAUGCAAAUACACAACUCUGUGUAUUGGGCGAAAAGAGAGAAACGCAAAAUACGAAUCAAGGGGAAGAUUGUCCUUUAAAAAGGCAAGCUUUCACUAGUAAAUCUGUAACCCUGAAUGAUUGUAACGUAAUUAAUAUCCCUAAAGCGAAGCCAAGUGAUUCGAUGGGCAUGAGAGCUGCAAUGAAACGAAAAAGAACCCGAGAAGAAGUGAUGAAAUCCAUUGAGAAAACUAUUGCUGAUUUAUCGCAAAGAACGUUAAGCGCCGUUAAAUGUGAUCAACUAACACGCUCAAUCCUAAGGGUCGCUAGGGCGAGAAAAAGAGCAGGUAGGGAAGACAGAAAUAUCAUUAGUUCCAGUCACAGGAAACCCUCGGAUGUGAUUAAUGGCAAAUUUGAACUUAAUAACAGCGAAGGUUCUUUGACAAACCCAAACUUUACCAUUAGAGUAACCGGAGUUGCCGAUGAUGUUGGCGAAAUUAUUGCAGGCUUGGAAGCUACUUCAGGCCAUAGGACAUCUGACAAAAAUAACGAUGUUGGUUCAAGGUUGUCUAGAAAUUUGAAAAAUAUUUCGUCGUCAAAGUAUUUAUUAGCUGGACAAACAAGUGCAAGAAAUUCGUUAAAAAAUGGUAAAAACCCAGAUGGGUUGAUUGAUUUAAGGUCUGACGAAGAACAAUUUGGUGAUUCUGAUAGCAUGGAAAGUGAAGAAGGGUUUGUAGUUGAGAGAGACUAUGAAAUGAACAAUGAAACAAAUGUAUUCAACACUAAGCAAGUGAACUCAAGUACCGAACUAUCGCAUGGGCAAAAGGGGGAAUUUCUUCAUAUGGAAUUGGAUGAAAAUGAAAGGAGGAAAAAAGUGAUUCAUAAAGAUGGAAGUGUCAAAAUCAAGGUUGAAGAAAAUAUUAAUUCAGAUUAUGAAAAUGUGCAGUCUGUACAACAAAAGUAUUCGAAUAAACCUAGUGAUCUAUCCAAAGAGUUGCGGCAAAAAUUGAAUGCGCAACAAGAAGUAAUAAAAAAAUUAACAAACCAGUUAAUCAUUUACAAAGAACUGGAAACUAAAUUAGUGAAUCUAAAAUUGGAACUACAAGUAAAAAACAAACAGAUACAGAUAUUUAAAGAAAAGCUUAGUAAAAAGCCACAAUUGCCUGAGGUAAACUCCAAAAAUGAAUCUGAAAUGAAACAGCAGGCCAUAUAUAAACUUAGCAAUAGAGUUAAUCAGCUGGAAGAAGCUAACAAAACACUGAUGAAACAGAUAGGCGCCGAGGCUCAAAAUAAAAAAUAUGUUCAGAAUCUGAAACAAAAGGAUGAACAGAUUAAGGUAUUAAACUGGAAGCUUGAGAAGGCGUCAAAGUUCUUGGAGAGAGCGGAGAAGAAUGCUAAUACGUACAAAAAAAAAAUGUUCAGCAUGCGGACGUCGAUUAAGCAGCAAAAAGCUGCGAACGAGAAGCAAAACAAAUUUAAAAACCUGUUUAUCGAUAAUGCGUCGCAUGAGUUCUCCGAGACUGCACUGCUCACAGCUAUCGAUAUUAGAAACAGUUGCGGACUGAAAUGUUAUGAAAAGUUAUUAAGUUACAAAUUUCCAUUACCAUCUUUGAGAACACUACGCAGACAUAUUAUGAAAGAGAAUAAUACUGAUCGGAAUUGGGGAGACAAUGACCAGGAACUGAUAUUUAACGGGUAUGAAGAGCAGGGAAUAGGCAAUGAAGCUGUCGAAAGUGAAGUCACUGGUACUGUCCAAGAUAUUUUUGAAGAGAGCAAUGAUCUCGAUGACUUGAAUUCCAACGAAUUGGGAGAGCACAUUUUAUCGCAGCUGGGUGUGGAGAGAAUGAUAUAGACUUUAAUCGAUUGUCAUGUACAUAAAUGAAAUGUUUUGUCACGUUUCAAUGAUGUCAGAAAUUCAAAUUUUGUGCAAUAGUUACCAUCCAAUGGCACAAGCCUUAUUGUUUGUUUCUUUAGCAAUAAAGCAGGUUUAUUUUGAUGAAGUACAUGUGCAAAAAUUGAUUAUAAUGUACGAUUUAAAGUUCAAAAACUCUGUGUGUGUGUGUGUGUGUGUGUGUGCGCGUGUGCAUUAUAUCAUAUACGGAUAUGUAUAGAUACAUAUGAUUUAUGAUUAUAUAAUAUAUUCUGCAUUAUGACUGAAGUGUGAAAUACUGUUUGCAUAAAAGAUAGUCUCGUUGAAACAUGGUCGAGAAAUCUAAGCGUAAUGACUGAAUGUUGAAAAAUAUAUAACAUACACAUCUUGUUAUAUAUAAAAAUAGUUUAACAAUUGUGCUACAUUCUAUUUGUCAAAAAUCAUUUUUCUAUGUUUAAUCAAAACUUUCCAAAAGAAAUCAUUCAUCAUUUUUUAGUGCCUUUUAAUGAAACAGGAACAGGCUAGUUGAAAAAAGGCAGAUGAAAAAUUGUAUAAUAAUUCAAAAUUCAAUUAUGUACUGUUCAAACAUGUCUUUUUUGCUACACAGUGUCAGUUUACAUACUUUCAUCGCAUCAUUCUAAUGAGAUGAAUUUUAAUUUGCAUUUUUGACUGUCAACAAACUGUAGCAUGGAUUAAAACAAUGUAGGCAAAAAUAUUUUUAUCAUUAUAACCUGUUUAUUUUAUUAUGAGUAAUUGUAUUGUUUGAAAAUUUACAAGUAUUUUUAGUUCAUGAAUGUAAUUUUUAUCAUGUUCGUUACUUGAUUAUAUUAAUGAAGUUCGAAAGUAAAUUGAUAAAACAAUUAUAUGAAUUUACAAGACACCAUUUUUUUUAUACAAUCCAUAGCUGGGUGCCUUUUCUAUCCAAUCUCUAAAAAAUCAGUCACCUUGUUUUUCUGAUGCUCGUUACCAUACACGUUAUUUCAAAUGAAUUCAUAAUUAAUAAUAUUAUUGCAUACUUAUGCAUUACCAAUUUGAUUUACUAAUCUGUUGUUUUCAUUGAGAGAUGCUCAAAUUAUAGAAAUAAUUUGCUAUCAGCUUAGUACCUUCCAUGUAACAUCUGAGUGUAAUGCAUUCUUCAUCCUUAUGAAUAUUAGCUUCACGACUUACCAGAGGUAACAGAAGAAUAUUAGUUUUUGGCAUGAUUUGUUGAAAUUCCAAUAAUGCUCGGUAAGAAUUGCCUUCGCGAACCAAAUUAGCUGGAUCUUUAUAAACCUAUAAUUACGUACAAUUAUUAAAUAUAUUUAAAUAUAUUAAACAUAUUUUCACACAUUGUACAGAAAAAGAUUUUUUUUUCUUUUUUUUUCGAACAUAUCCAUAAAACGAUACUAAAAUGGUAUUUGUAUAAUAAUAUGUACAGAAAUUA
Molecule: messenger RNA, 4679 nt
Organism: Neodiprion fabricii
Lineage: Eukaryota; Metazoa; Arthropoda; Insecta; Hymenoptera; Diprionidae
Product: interaptin-like
Exons: 2
Coding region: 380-3238 (952 amino acids)
Source: RefSeq, a predicted model, not a curated record